Messenger RNA from Protopolystoma xenopodis, 258 nucleotides. The record is from the annotation of a GenBank genome assembly. NCBI's taxonomy places the organism in Eukaryota, Metazoa, Platyhelminthes, Monogenea, Polystomatidea, Polystomatidae.
AUGUUAAACGUGACUGCUGCUUGUAACUGCCUGGCCUCUGUCUGCGCUUCAUUUCCUCCCGUGCUUAAUUCAGCUCGCUGUUCGGACCUCGGGGAUCUAGUCUGCGGCUCUUGUGAGUGCCCAGUUGGCUGGAGUGGUGAAUUCUGCGAAUGCAGAUCGACAGAAAUCAGCGAGAUCCCAGCCGACCAAACUAGUCUUGAUGCCGCUAUGUUGGCCAAAUGUACACGCCCUGGCGAUAAAGAUGUGGGUGUGCUCUAA